Molecule: messenger RNA, 1500 nt
Organism: Pseudovirgaria hyperparasitica
Lineage: Eukaryota; Fungi; Ascomycota; Dothideomycetes; Acrospermales; Acrospermaceae
Exons: 1
Coding region: 242-1204 (320 amino acids)
Source: RefSeq, a predicted model, not a curated record
GAACAGAAAAUAUAAGAGCUGAAAAGUUCGGCGAAUCUUCCUAUUGAUCACACCAGGUUGGCCGGAAAUGAGUAUGAAUAAUGCUUCCUGUAAGUACACAUGAAUGAUGAAAAUCCGGAAAGUCCUCGGGUACUCGACCUCGAAGAGCUAUAUGACUCGCAAAUGUCUUCCUCAUCGUUCACAUGCACCACCUCGCAGCGUCCGCUACCUCCCUCCUUCGCCCACUCUUUAGUCUCACAUCAUGGAUGAGCCUAUUGAGCAGUCCGUCAAACAAGUGAGUCCAAAUACCUGGCUGAUUGGCAGUCUUGUGCUUCAUCGUUCAACUUGCGGUUCUUGUCUCGCCACUUGGAGCGACGACGGCGAGAGAAGCUUCGCACUCACGGAAGCGCCUGUACCGCCACCAUUAACCACUUCACUACCGCCAGAUAAUCCACAUAUUCAGCUUGUGUACAGUGCUGGCGUCAGUUCCGCAGUCUGGUCAGUAGGAAAAAAAGCAUUCUGCAAAGUCAAGUCGAUCGUUUCGGGAACAACGCCGGAAGCCGCCACAAUAGAUUUUGUACGGAAAAAACAGCCAGACUUUGCAAUGCCAGAGGUUCUUUACCAUACUGAAUAUCACGGCCGAUCCUAUCUUUUCCUUAGCAGAGUGCCAGGUCGGACACUGGCAGAUGCCUGGCCUACUUUGAACGAGGCUUGGCGUCAGUAUUAUGUAACCGCUGUGACAGAAAUCUGCAAAGAAAUGCAGGAAUGGACAGCGGACAGACUAAGCGGUGUAGACGGCAGAAAUAUACCUGAGCAGUACCUUGUGAAGAGUAGGACGGCUAAAGACUACAGCCCAGGUAGUCUUGAGAAAGGUUGUAGAGCAAUGGCGAUGGACUGCUCAAGCUUCGUCUUUUAUCAUGCUGAUCUCGGUCCGGGGAACAUUAUUGUAGAGAACGAUCCUAAUUCAGGCACAGUCGGGAUUGUUGAUUGGGAGACUGCCGGGUACUUUCCUCGAGGAUGGAUCAGGACGAAGUUUCGAAUCUGUAGUGGGAUGGACCUUUCUUCUUCAACCGACAACCCAGUCCGGUGGAGAUCAGAAGUUCAAAGGUCGCUUGGGGCCAACGGUUUUGAGGAUUAUUCAAGCGCUUGGCAAUUAUGGUGGCAAUCAACAGAGUUUACGGGUUCGAUGAAUGUAGUGGCCGCCAUGGUCGAAAAUUUGGAGUGAAGAGGAAAAUGAAAUCCCAAGGUCAAGGCUUGGUCGAGUAUAUGUAGGUCCGUCCUUCUCUGUAGUCGGCCUGCCAUCCAAACGACUAGGCAGCAGCUUCUACACGGUCUUGGCGAUGAGUGGAUGACCUAUAACGGCUAUGAUCUCCGUCUUAAUGCACGCGCAUGCAUGGUCUCCGGUAAGACUUGAUUGACGAGGCGGAAUGGGAAACUCCAUAGCGGGUUUACAGGCAAAGGUAAGAAACUGGACUUACUUCAAUAACAGGAGAGCACAAUUUCAGGGCUGUCGGAACUAUC